AUGUUGUCAUCUAACCCAAAUUAUCGUCCAUAUUAUGGAUCAGUGAUGUCAUAUUCAUCUCAAGCACCCCCUUAUUAUUCUUCUACUCGAAUGGGAAAUGAAAAUGUUUUGAUUGUUGGACUUGAUGAAUUUCUUGAAUUUUCUACACAAACGACUCUUGGUGCCAUGAGCGGUGGUCAAGAAGCCACUCCAAAUGCAGAGGAUUUAACUCCUGUUUGUCGGAAAAUCCCCAAAUGGACCACUGAUCAAAAUUUGGUUCUAAUUGGUGGGUGGAUUAAAUAUGGAACAAAUAUAGUUGUUAGGAGAAAACAAAAAAGUGAUUCAUAUUGGGGUAAAAUUGUUGAUUACUGUAAUGAGCAUUGCUCAUUUGAUCCUCCCCGUGAUGGAGAUGUGUGUAUAAAUCAUUACAACUACAUGAACAAAAUACUUAAUAAAUGCACUGGUUGUGAUAUACCAUAUUAUGUAGUCAGGUGUGUUGUGUGA
Vicia villosa (hairy vetch) is the source of this 483-nucleotide messenger RNA. RefSeq lists its product as uncharacterized. The record is from RefSeq and is a predicted model, not a curated record. The transcript is spliced from 2 exons. NCBI's taxonomy places the organism in Eukaryota, Viridiplantae, Streptophyta, Magnoliopsida, Fabales, Fabaceae. The coding region runs from base 1 to 483 and encodes 160 amino acids.